AUGAAAUGCACGGUCAUCUUCCAGCGCGCGGUCUUAUGCCUCAUCCAGACAGACAACUCGGAGCUGGCGGAGUUUUUCGGCGAGCUGAAGCAGGAGGGUGCAGCACAAAAGCGGAGAAGACCACAGAGCCGGCAGUACCCUCGAGCUCCACAUCGCGAUCACUUCAACGAGCAGGCGCCCCGGGAGUUCUCCUUACUGAUUUCUUUAGCAAGACAGGUGAUCAGGCAGGAGGAAGAGAUCAAAGUGCUCCGACAAGAUCAUGCGCUGAUCUUCUUUAUGAAGCCGGGCGAGCACAACAUGUUGUGCCAUUUGUACCGCACAGCCCAGCAAUUUCAGAAGAAACAAAGCGAGAACCCGGGAUGGACGCCUGGACAGCAACCUCUGAAGGCGAUCAUGGCGGCGGCGGUCUUCAACGAGCUAGGCAUCAGGCUGGACCCGGCCUGCAAGGAAGAGGACUUUGCACUUGCACGAGAUCCAGCGGUCGGCUGGAAGUUCCAGUACUGGGACCCGGCGGUCAAACACCUGGUCGAGGACAAGUCCCGCAAGCCCAUCACGGAUCAGGAGGUGGCCUCGCACUUGCAGAAGCUCACUCAGCUUCUGUUGCUUCCGGACUUGGUGCAUCGCUUCGGCUGCAAAAGGCGCCUCACCGAAACCAUCUACGACAUUCUCGAUGGACCUGCCAUCCGAACGCCUCAGAGUCUGGAAGCCUGGGGCUCGCUGUUGGCUCUUCAGGGAUGUACUGUUCUUCAGUUGGGCGGCAUUGCAUACAGGAAGGAGACCUUCAAGCCCAGCCCGGGCAUUGUCAAGAUCAAGGAGAUGCUGGUUCUCACCAACAGCGGCAAUGCUUGCUACAUGAACUCGGUCGUUCAGGUCUUCUACUGGCUACUUGUACUCCGGCCAGCUUAUUUGGCAACCAUGGGGGCAGGACGCACCUUCUUUCAGGCACUGCAGACUCAUCACUGUCACAACCCCAAGAACCUCCUGAAGGACAAGCACUGGCGUGCUUUAAUUGAGGGGUGGCGAGACCAUCACCGGCAACACGAUGUCGCUGAGUUUUUCUCUUUCCUUUGUCAGACACAUGCCAUCGAUCUGUUCCAGGGGCAGUGGGAAGCUCGCCGGAUUUAUCAGGGGCAACUCCAAGUACGCGACACGGCGCUAUGUACUCAGCCAGUGACACUCGUACUGCUGCGAACACGCCCGGGUCUCGAUGUGCGCAUCCAGGUACAGUCGCUCUUGGACUAUUGGUCGGGGGCGCAAAAGGCGGUCCACGCUUUUUCGGCUCCACACCCAGUGCUAACCUUUCAAGUGGAGCGCUUCCACAAGUCGAAUGAUCGCAUCACCAAGCGCAGGGACCCGAUCGAUGUGGAUCGCGACCUCGCGAUCCCCAUUUUUGCAGGAGACCAGAUGCAAGUUCGAGUCAUGCGAUAUCAGCUGGUGGCAACAUCACUCAUCAUGGCAUGCAUCCACAGACGGGCCAUGACACGGCACAACUGUUCGCAGGGUCUCACAUGUGGAGCUGCGAUGACAAUCGCAGUGGGAGACAUGAGCGAGCUCUGUCACCAACGCAAGCUAGUGAUUGCUAUCUGCUGA
Symbiodinium sp. CCMP2592 is the source of this 1590-nucleotide messenger RNA. The record is from the annotation of a GenBank genome assembly. Lineage: Eukaryota; Dinophyceae; Suessiales; Symbiodiniaceae.